GCCGGGUCUGCCCAGAAGAGUCGCCGGUGGCCGCGGCAGACGGAAGCCGAGGGAGCAACUUGGCGGCGGCAGGAUGGGGGACUCCAAAGUGAAAGUGGCGGUGCGGAUCCGACCCAUGAACCGGCGAGAGAUUGACUUGCAUACCAAAUGUGUGGUGGAUGUGGAUGCAAACAAGGUUAUUCUUAAUCCUGUAAAUACGAAUCUUUCUAAAGGAGAUGCCCGGGGCCAGCCAAAGGCUUUUGCUUAUGAUCAUUGUUUCUGGUCUAUGGAUGAAUCUGUCAAAGAAAAGUAUGCAGGUCAAGAUACUGUUUUCAAGUGCCUUGGGGAAAAUAUCCUGCAGAAUGCUUUUGAUGGCUACAAUGCAUGUAUCUUUGCCUAUGGACAGACUGGAUCUGGAAAAUCUUAUACCAUGAUGGGCACAGCUGACCAACCGGGAUUAAUCCCAAGACUUUGCAGUGGACUCUUUGAACGAACUCAGAAAGAGGAAAAUGAAGAGCAGAGUUUUAAAGUAGAAGUGUCCUACAUGGAAAUUUAUAAUGAAAAAGUUCGAGACCUCCUUGAUCCCAAAGGAAGCCGUCAGACGUUGAAAGUCAGAGAGCAUAGUGUAUUGGGACCUUAUGUGGAUGGACUUUCUAAACUGGCUGUCACAAGCUACAAGGAUAUUGAGUCGUUGAUGUCUGAGGGUAACAAAUCUCGCACUGUCGCUGCAACCAACAUGAACGAGGAGAGUAGCCGAUCCCAUGCAGUUUUCAAAAUCACCCUCACACACACACUCUACGAUGUGAAGUCUGGGACAUCUGGAGAGAAAGUGAGCAAACUCAGCCUGGUGGAUUUAGCUGGCAGUGAACGAGCAACGAAGACCGGUGCUGCAGGGGACAGGCUGAAGGAAGGGAGCAACAUAAACAAGUCCCUCACCACCCUCGGCCUGGUUAUCUCAGCCCUUGCAGAUCAGAGUGCUGGCAAAAACAAGAAUAAAUUCGUUCCGUAUCGUGACUCAGUUCUCACUUGGCUGCUCAAAGACAGCCUUGGAGGUAACAGCAAGACGGCCAUGGUGGCUACUGUGAGUCCUGCAGCAGAUAACUAUGAUGAAACGCUCUCAACGCUGAGGUAUGCAGAUCGAGCCAAGCACAUCGUUAACCACGCUGUGGUGAAUGAGGACCCUAAUGCCCGAAUUAUCCGGGAUCUCCGGGAAGAAGUUGAGAAACUCCGAGAGCAGCUGACCAAAGCAGAGGCAAUGAAAUCUCCAGAGCUAAAGGACCGGCUGGAAGAAUCUGAGAAGCUAAUCCAGGAAAUGACUGUGACCUGGGAGGAGAAAUUAAGGAAAACGGAGGAGAUUGCACAGGAACGACAGAAGCAGCUUGAGAGUCUCGGAAUAUCUCUUCAGUCUUCGGGCAUCAAAGUUGGGGAUGAUAAAUGCUUCCUUGUUAAUCUGAAUGCUGACCCAGCUCUGAACGAGCUUCUGGUGUACUAUUUAAAGGAACAUACAUUGAUAGGGUCAGCAAAUUCCCAAGAUAUCCAGCUGUGCGGCAUGGGAAUUCUUCCUGAACACUGCAUCAUAGACAUCACGUCAGAAGGCCAGGUUAUGCUGACUCCUCAGAAGAACACCAGAACAUUUGUAAAUGGGUCGUCUGUCUCCAGUCCAAUACAGCUACACCAUGGGGACCGGAUAUUAUGGGGAAACAACCAUUUCUUCAGACUCAAUUUGCCUAAAAAGAAAAAGAAAGCAGAACGAGAGGACGAGGACCAGGACCCCUGCAUGAAAAACGAUAACAGUUCUGAGCAGCUGGAUGUAGAUGGCGACUCCUCCAGCGAAGUGUCCAGUGAAAUUAACUUCAAUUACGAAUAUGCACAGAUGGAGGUCACCAUGAAGGCCCUGGGCAGCAAUGAUCCAAUGCAGUCCAUAUUAAACAGCCUAGAACAACAGCAUGAAGAAGAAAAACGAUCCGCCCUGGAGCGCCAGAGGCUUAUGUAUGAGCACGAAUUGGAGCAGCUCCGGAGAAGACUGUCUCCCGAGAAGCAGAACUCCCGGAGCAUGGACAGGUUUUCUUUCCACUCGCCCAGUGCUCAGCAACGCUUAAGACAGUGGGCCGAAGAGAGAGAAGCAACGUUGAAUAACAGCCUGAUGAGGCUGAGGGAACAAAUUGUGAAGGCCAAUCUAUUGGUGAGAGAAGCUAAUUACAUUGCUGAGGAGCUGGAUAAAAGGACAGAAUAUAAAGUUACGCUACAGAUUCCAGCCUCCAGCCUCGACGCCAACCGGAAGCGAGGCUCUCUUCUUAGUGAGCCUGCAAUCCAGGUGAGAAGAAAAGGAAAAGGAAAGCAGAUUUGGUCUUUGGAAAAACUUGACAACAGGCUGUUGGAUAUGAGAGACCUUUAUCAGGAGUGGAAAGAGUGCGAAGAAGAUAACCCAGUAAUACGAUCGUACUUCAAACGUGCUGAUCCAUUCUAUGAUGAGCAGGAAAAUCACAGUCUCAUUGGGGUGGCCAACGUCUUCCUCGAGUCCCUUUUCUAUGACGCAAAGUUACAGUACGCUGUUCCCAUCAUCAACCAGAAGGGAGAGGUGGCAGGUCGGCUGCACGUGGAGGUGAUGCGCAUCAGCGGGGAUGUUGGGGAAAGGAUUGCAGGAGGCGACGAGGCUGCUGAGGUCUCCGUUGAGAAAGAGACCCAGGAAAACAAACUGGUGUGCAUGGUUAAAAUCCUCCAAGCUACUGGGUUGCCACAGCAUCUGUCCCACUUUGUGUUCUGCAAAUACAGCUUCUGGGAUCAACAGGAGCCGGUGAUUGUCGCUCCUGAAGUGGACACCUCCUCUCCCAUCAGCAAGGAGCCGCACUGCAUGGUUGUCUUCGAUCACUGCAAUGAGUUUUCUGUUAACAUCACUGAAGACUUUAUCGAGCAUCUUUCUGAAGGAGCAUUAGCAAUUGAAGUAUAUGGACAUAAAAUGAACGAUCCUCGGAAAAACCCAGCCCUAUGGGAUUUGGGAAUCAUCCAAGCAAAGACACGUAGUCUUCGGGACAGAUGGAGUGAAGUGACCAGGAAAUUGGAAUUCUGGGUUCAAAUCUUGGAACAGAAUGAGAAUGGUGAAUACUGCCCCGUAGAAGUGAUUUCUGCAAAGGAUGUCCCCACAGGAGGAAUUUUCCAGCUCCGGCAGGGGCAGUCCAGGCGAGUUCAAGUGGAAGUGAAGUCGGUACAGGAAUCUGGGACUUUACCCCUGAUGGAAGAAUGUGUAUUGUCUGUUGGCAUUGGGUGUGUCAAAGUUAGACCGGUCAGAGCCCCCAAAACUCACGAGACCUUCCAUGAGGAAGAGGAGGACAUGGACAGCUACCAGGAUCGGGAUUUAGAGAGACUUCGUAGAAAAUGGCUGAAUGCGUUAACAAAACGUCAGGAGUACUUGGAUCAACAACUGCAAAAGCUUGUCAGUAAACAGGAUAAAACAGAGGAUGAUGCUGACCGUGAGGCGCAGCUCCUGGAGAUGCGGCUGACCCUCACUGAGGAGCGGAACGCCGUGAUGGUCCCCUCUGCUGGCAGUGGCAUUCCAGGGGCCCCAGCAGAAUGGACCCCAGUGCCUGGGAUGGAGACACAUAUCCCUGUUAUCUUCCUGGACUUAAAUGCUGAUGAUUUCAGCUCUCAGGAUAAUCUUGAUGACCCAGAAGCUGGUGGAUGGGAUGCGACCUUGACUGGGGAAGAAGAAGAGGAGUUCUUUGAACUGCAGAUAGUGAAGCAGCAUGAUGGGGAGGCAAAAGCAGAAGCCUCCUGGGACUCCGCGGUACAUGGCUGCCCUCAGCUCAGCAAGGGCACACCCGCGGACGAACGGCUGUUUCUGAUCGUGCGCGUGACAGUCCAGCUCAUUCACCCCGCCGACAUGCAACUGGUGUUACGCAAGAGAAUCUGUGUCAAUGUUCACGGCCGGCAGGGUUUUGCACAGAGUCUCCUAAAAAAGAUGUCUCAUCGAAGUUCUAUUCCUGGCUGUGGAGUGACUUUUGAAAUUGUCUCCAAUAUCCCAGAGGACGCCCAGGGAGUGGAGGAACGAGAAGCAUUAGCACGAAUGGCAGCCAAUGUUGAAAACCCAGCUUCUGCUGACUCAGAGGCUUAUAUUGAAAAGUACCUGAGGAGCGUGCUGGCGGUGGAAAACCUCCUGACUUUAGAUCGCCUGCGCCAGGAAGUUGCGGUGAAGGAACAGCUAACAGGAAAAGGGAAGCUGAGCAGGAGGAGUAUCAGCUCUCCAAAUGUGAACAGAUUGUCUGGAAGCCGACAAGAUCUCAUUCCAUCAUACAGUCUAGGCAGCAACAAGGGCCGGUGGGAAAGUCAGCAGGAUGUAUCCCAAAGCGCAGUUUCCAGGGGAACAGCUCCCAUCACCCCCGUCCUCUCUGUUUCUCCCCAAAAUAACCAUUCUCGGGAUCCAGGACUCGGUAACCUCGCUGCGUCCUACUUGAAUCCCGUCAAGUCCUUCGUGCCACAGAUGCCAAAGCUCCUCAAGUCUCUCUUUCCCGUCCGCGAUGAGAAGAGGGGCAAGCGGCCGUCUCCCCUCACACACCAGCCCGUGCCCCGCAUCAUGGUGCAGUUGGCCGGCCCAGACGUCGGGGUGACCAGGAUGGAGGAGGCUCGGCCGGAGACAGGUCCUGACGUGCUGGUGCAGACGAUGGGGGCCCCGGCCUUGAAGACUGGCGGCAAGCCCGCCAAAGCGCCUUCCCCGCCACCUGUCCCAGUGGUCACAGCGGCCACCCCGGCCCCCGAAGCGCAGGAUGGGCCCCCCAGCCCCCUGAGCGAGGCCUCCAGCGGGUACUUCUCCCACAGCGUCUCCACCGCGACCCUGUCGGACGCCCUGGGCCCCAGCCUGGACGCUGCAGCCCCGCCCGGCCCCACGCCAGCCGCCCCUGAGGCCGAGGCCGAGCCCGAGACGCCCAUCCGCCGCCCCCCGCCGCCCACGGCCGCCCCCGCCGAGGAGCCCCCUGGCCCCCAGCAGCUCGCGAGCCCCUGCCAGGAGCGCCCCGACCUGGAGGCCCCGGCGCCCGGCUCCCCAUUCCGUGUCCGGAGGGUGCGGGCCUCGGAGCUGCGCUCCUUCUCGCGCAUGCUGGGCGGGGAUCCCAGCUGCUCCCCGGGGGCCGAGGGGGAUGCGCCGGCUCCGGGCACUGGGGGACAGGCUCCGGCGUCCGAUUCCGAGGAAGCCGACGGGGUUCCGGAGUGGCUCCGAGAGGGCGAGUUCGUCACCGUGGGCGCCCACAAAACGGGCGUCGUGAGAUAUGUGGGUCCCGUCGACUUCCAGGAGGGCACGUGGGUCGGCGUGGAGCUGGACCUGCCUUCAGGUAAGAAUGACGGCUCCAUUGGCGGGAAGCAGUACUUCAGGUGUAACCCUGGCUACGGGCUGCUGGUCAGGCCCAGCCGGGUCCGCAGGGCCACAGGCCCCAUGCGGCGGCGCAGCACGGGGCUCCGACUGGGCGCCCCCGAGGCCCGCCGGAGCGCCACCCUCUCGGGCUCUGCCACCAACCUGGCCUCGCUGACAGCCGCCCUGGCCAAGGCCGACAGAAGCCACAAGAACCCUGAGAAUCGCAAAUCCUGGGCCAGCUGAGCCGCCACCUCAGGGUGAACUCUUCUUGGGGUGCCAGGCCCCUCUGAGUCUGCCGGCAACAGCCUGGGGAACUGGGAGCCCUGUGGCCCCCCCAGAGGCAGGGCAGUGAAUGCUUUUUGCACGACGCAGGGCUGGUGACCUCCCUGGGCCUCUGGAAGCUUCGUUUCUUCUCUACCUGGGGCAAGAGGUGGCCUCAGCUGUGCCUCCUCAGGUGAAGGUUCUGGGUGUCUGCAGGGGCUGGGGGAUGUGGGGAUCGAGGCCCUGGGUGGCACAGCGCCCAGCCAUCUCGCUGUGUGCCUGUGCCUGGGGCCUUAUGUUGCUCUGUCAUUUUCAUUCUGGUGGCCCCACUAGUGUCUUAACGUAAACCAGAAUUCUAACCAGUGCCUUUCCUUUACCCACCCAGGAUGUCCCGGCUCACUCCUCAAGCUCCCCAGCCUCCCACCCUGGUCCCAGCUUCUCCAAGUGCCUCUGGAGGGCCUUGGGCUCUGCCACAUGGCCCUGGUGCCCCAGGUGGGGCCGAGGGCCUGAGCCCCCUCCUACCCCUCCUCGGCCAGGGUUUCUUCGCGGUUUCUUGGUGGGUGUCUUGGUGUUUUUACAGCUGCAAAGUCCCUUACGUUUGCCGUUUAUUCCCUUCACAGAAGGCUUGGAAUGUAUUUAUUUAUAUUUAUUUUUUCAAAAUCCGUAAUUAUUUGCGAGGCGCAA
Molecule: messenger RNA, 6262 nt
Organism: Saimiri boliviensis boliviensis (Bolivian squirrel monkey)
Lineage: Eukaryota; Metazoa; Chordata; Mammalia; Primates; Cebidae
Gene: KIF13B
Product: kinesin family member 13B
Biological process (GO): microtubule-based movement
Molecular function (GO): ATP binding; microtubule motor activity; microtubule binding
Source: RefSeq, a predicted model, not a curated record